AUGCUCCCUCGCUCGUUUGGGCGUGAUUGCGAUCCCCGCGUUCGUGGGUACCGCUCCUCCAACCCGGCGAUAAGCACGAAACUGGAUGCUGCGAUCAUAAACACAGUGUUGACGACGAAACUCGAUUCGGUCCCCGAGAGGAUCCCCACGCUUGCCGUCAACAGCGUCGUUGUUCAACGCACGCAUGACGUGCCAAAUCCACGCCCAAGCCAAAAAAAGCCAUUCUGCGCCGGUACAAGCCACUUGGCCAAGCCAAAAACGUCACUCUCCUCCAUCAACGGGAUCGGAUUCGAGACUGCCCAGGCGAUCGCGAAAUACGCAAACCUGGUUGUGAUCACUGGGCACAACGAGGAGCGAUUGAAACUCGCCGAGGCUGCAAUAAAGAAGGAAGUCCCGCAUGCCAAUAUUCGCGCUCUCCUCCUCGACCUCUCCUCCUUCGCCGCCGUGCGCACCUCCGCAGCGCAGGUGAACGCCUACGAAGAGCCUAUCCACGUCCUGAUCAAUAAUGCCGCGGCCCCGCUCGGCCCGUUCAAGCUCACCGUCGACGGACUGGAGAAUCAAAUGGCCACGGACCACCUCGGGCCGUUCCUCCUCACCGCGCUCAUCGCGCCGAAGAUCCUUGCGGCCAGGACGGAGCAGUUCACACCGCGCGUCGUAUUCGUGUCAAGUCUCGCCCACACCCUGUGCAAGGGCCCCGACUUCGGGACGCUCAGGAAGCCCGACCCGAAGACUCACCAGGCGUUCAGCGCGUACGCCCAGUCCAAGUCCGCCAACGUCCUGACCGCAGCGGAGCUCUCGCGGAGGUCGAACGGAAAGAUCAAUGGGUACAGCCUGCAUCCGGGAGAGAUCCCGACGAAGCUCCUCCUGAAAGAGGAGUCCCUCGAGACGAUAAAGAGCCAAGGGAUCCUUGGGCCGGACGGCCAACCCAACACGCAGGACUUCCACUGGAAGACGAUCCCCGAGGGCGCGGCGACGACCGUGGUUGCUGCGUUCGACCCGCGCCUCGCCGCAAGCCCCGGCGCAUACCUGGACAACUCGGUCGUCGCAAACGAGAAAAUCGAAGAGCACCCCGCGGAUCCGGUGAGUGCUUUAAUGGCAGUUGUGUCUCUUGAGAACAAGUCGCUCAUGCGCGUUUGCGAGGCUAAUGCGGCCAAGUUGUGGGAUUUGUCAGAGGAGAUUGUGGGAGUCAAGUUCACCUUCGAAUAGUUAUAAGGAAGCUACGGGAUGGGCCGCUCGCACUGACAAGGCUGCUUGAAGAAAAUAAACCAGUUUGGAAUUUCCGGUGUGCUAUCCCUCUCGGGCUCGAAAUAUGUUCGAGUUCUCUACUUGAGUCACCAUCGCAUGAGGAGCAAGAUAUUGUGGCUUUAGCAGCCUUACCAUGUUGCGGCGCUGCGAACGGGGUUGGCAGUGCGGAAUCUACAGUAUGUAGAUUUUGCAGACCCAAAUAGUCAUGGUGACGCCAUUCGGAUCUACUCGGCAUGUUUCAAAGCACCGAACGAGCCCGGUAGUUCUACUUCG
Mycena citricolor is the source of this 1518-nucleotide messenger RNA. The record is from the annotation of a GenBank genome assembly. Lineage: Eukaryota; Fungi; Basidiomycota; Agaricomycetes; Agaricales; Mycenaceae.